GCGCCUUUUUUCUUUCCUCGUUGUAAGGCGGCGAUUUUGCAAAAUUUCUGUCGACGAACCUCAAAAAUAUUUUUUUUGUUUAUAUCAAUAUAGGAGCUCAACUGCAGUGAGAACACAAGAAUACCGACUCUCAGUUCCAGUUUUACAGAUAGAAUAGAAGAAAAAUCAAUGAGAUCAUCUUCUUCGAAACACGGUGCAGCAGAGAACAAUCGUGGCGUCACUGGCCACAUGCUUACCCUCCAUCAACGCCUUUACCAUGCUCUCAACCUUGGAUUCAGAAGCAUCAAUAACAGAAGAAAGUGGUAUUGCAGCGACAUUGAAAUACAAAGACUAGUGAUCCGCUCAAUCGAUGCAUUUCUCGAUUGUAUUUCCACUGAAACAUCACAUCACCCCCUUGUAAAGGAUUCAGUGGAAGAUAUGGUUGGUGCAUUAGAAAGUAUACUAGAAUUCAAAAGUGAAUCCACAAUGGGAGUGGCCUCAAGGGUGGCUGUAAAGAUGGUCAAUAUUCUGCCUAGCUCAUUGCUGCAAUCUCAUGUUCUGGAUCUUAUGCGUCCUUUAGCAUCUUUAUUAUCUACCUGGCAAUUUCAAGUUUCUAUUUCAUGUGCAAGUGCCUUGAAUGCUAUCCUAUCAAAUAUUAGUAUUAAGACAGAGAGAGAAGUGUGGCAGAUUUUGAAGGAAACAAAAGUAGUUGGUUCUCUUGUUGACAAUAUAAAAGAAUUUUCAGUUGGCAAUAAGCCUACUGAGUACUUAGAAGAGAUGGUUUCUCUUUUGAGUAAAAUUUUAUGGUGGUGGCCGCAAUCUAGGUUCUGUGUUUGGACUGAUACUGAACUAUUGAAUUUUUUAGAUACUCUCCAACUUGAGCGUGAAAAUUCCACAAAAGUUGCUGUCUUGCAGUUGUACUCUACUUUAGCACUAUGCGGAGCCUGGGCAAGUAAGCUUCUAGAAAAUGGAGAAGCUCUUCUAAGAAUGAUGGUUGACAGCAUGGAACGUGCAAAUAAUCAUUCAAUCCGAAUGGAGGGAUUUAGACUUGCUCAAUGUUUAGCGAUAAACAAAAGGGAGUGUUUAAAAAUGAUAAAAAGAUGCGGGGAGCCCCUUGUGAAAGCUAUAAUUAGUGGAAUGAGCGAUCGGAAUUCGCAUUCUGAAAAGCUUGCUAAAAACCAUAGGUCUAUUGUGGAGGAGGCAUGCCGUUUGGCUUUAAUCACUCGUUGGGCAGGGGACCAUCACAUAUAUUUUUGGAAGGCUGGAGUUGACACAGUCCUUCUCGAUCUUCUUCUAGGCAGUUAUGAGAAGAUCGACCUAUUCAAGCAAGAGUUAUCCAUGAAGGAACUGAUAGUUGUAGUUCGAGAUGGUCUCAACACAAAUUUCCAUCUCUCUCUUAGACCAUAUGUCUGGGAUAUUCUUGGAUGGAUUGCAACUAACUGUGCCGAAGAUUUCAACACUGAGGCGCAUGGACGUAAACUUCAUCUCAAGAUCCUUAUCGUGUGUGCAUGCUUAGCCUUUGUGGACUCAAUUCAUGUGACACGCCAAAUUUCUCAAAGUAGUCCAACAAAUACAGCUGUGAGUGAAUCAGCAUCUAGAGCAGUCCUUAUGAUGGUUUACUCUCCCUGCAAGUAUAUUGCAUCUGUAGCUAGGUCCCUACUGUUGGAAAUACUAAAGUCAAAUGGCAAGGAUUACACUGAAUAUUUGCUAGAGACUCUAAUUGCCAGAUCUUCAGGAAACAAUUUUGGAAUUCCAGGUAACCUUCAAAUUGUCAUAUGCUUGAUGAGCUUGGCAUGUUAUUCCAGUCUUCCAAAAUAUCGAAAACUCAUAAUUAAACAUCAAGGGAUCAAAACUCUGUUGAACUUCAUAAGAUGGUGGUUUAGCAAUCCUGUUCGUAUAAAAAGAUCAAAUGUGGCAUCGCAUUUGCAUAAUUCUUUCACAGAGAGGAGUUGUUGCUGCUCAGCUACAGAAGACUGGGAAGGGGAGGACAUGCUUUUGCUUUUUAGUCUGUGGAGCCUAGCCGAGUUGCUACAUCAUUUGGAUCCCAUAAAAGUUCAUCUGCUUGACAAUCAGACUAACUUUAAUGAAGUUCAAUUAGUUAGUGAACUCCAGAAGAUCUGCAGACACGGUAGAACCCCUGGACCAAGAUGGUAUGCUGUUUAUAUUCUUUGCGUUUUUGGACACUAUGGUUUCCCAUGUGAAAUGGGAGACAGAAUUGGGAAAGCACUUACUGAUAAUGAAUAUACUGAUUUGGAGCUCAAUCUUGUAAAUGGGGAAUCUAUAUAUGUUCAUGGAGUUGUUCUUAUGGUUAGAAGUCCAUCACUUCUUCCUCCUGGAGAAUUGCUUGUUAAAGAGAAAGCGUCAAGUGGAUCUUCUGUAAAGCAGGAUGCAGAGAACAGGGUGAUAACAGCAAUUCAUCUUUCUUCUCAUGUGGAUUACCAGUCAUUGUUGAAGUUGUUAGAAUAUGUUUACUUUGGAUAUGUACAAGCCAGUGAAGACCUUGUGAAAAAGUUGAAGAUUUUUGCUAAGCAUUGUGGAUUACAUCACCUGUUGCAAAUGCUUUCUAAAAGACAUCCAAAAUGGGGCACUCCUAUGCCUAGCUUUGAUCUUACUCCAGCACUCAGGCCAGGCGGACAUCAUUUUUCUGACAUUCUUUUGGAAUCUAAUACAAGAGAACUAGUAAGUUGGAUGUGCAACAGUUGCUCAGCAUCAGUUCCUCACCUACAUGUUCACAAAGUUAUAUUGGAAUCAAGUUGUGAUUAUCUCCAGGCAUUGUUUCGGUCAGGAAUGCAAGAGAGCCAUUUACAAACAAUCAAGGUCCCCGUAAGUUGGGAGUCACUCGUUAAACUUGUUAACUGGUUCUAUUCGGACCAGUUGCCGGAGCCCAGUUUUGGCUGUCUAUGGGAUAAUAUGGAUGCAGACGAAAAAUUACACGAAGUGCAAUUAUACAUUGAGCUCUGUUGGCUUGCUGAAUUUUGGCUCAUUGAGGACCUUCAUGAAGAAUGUUAUAGGGUUUCUGUAUCUUGCUUGGAUUCUUCUAGAUACUUGUCCGUGAAAAUAAUGCAGAGUGCAGCUAUUUUUACUCAAUGGAAGUUGGCUGAAGUUGCAGCAAAUUAUAUGGCCCCUUUAUACCAUAGUCUUCGCAACUCGGGUGAGCUUGAUGCACUGGAUGACAGUCUCGUUGAAAUGGUUCGUUCUGCCUCAGUUCGACUUUCUCAGGAGGGAAGUCGUUCGUCUAGUUGAUUCAACUCUCUUUUCUCGAAGCUUGGAGAUUACGACCAGUUCUUUUUCUGACAUUCUUUCGGGGCUGGGAAAUUGGCAGAAUCUACACGACCAAAUAUAGAACACAACACUGAAGCUCGAUGCACACAGAUUGCUGACCGUGAAAGAUGGAAACGCAAAUCAGAUUUUAAAGGUUGGUGAAUUCUAAAUACGGACACGCCGCUUGCGCUCAAGAAUUGGAACCUUUGAAUUUAUUGUUCGUCUGGAAUUAUGAUGCCCGUAGACCAUACCACUUGUAUAAAAGAAAAGUUUGAUUAGAAAAUUAUUAUACCAUUUGAGAUUGUAGUAAUUCUUAAUUUACCCCAUCAAAAGGCAAAGUUUGAUAAGUAAA
Messenger RNA from Olea europaea var. sylvestris, 3592 nucleotides. RefSeq names its product BTB/POZ domain-containing protein At1g04390. The transcript has 9 exons. NCBI's taxonomy places the organism in Eukaryota, Viridiplantae, Streptophyta, Magnoliopsida, Lamiales, Oleaceae. Bases 169 to 3222 code for a protein of 1017 amino acids. Gene Ontology annotation, molecular function: protein binding. The record is from RefSeq and is a predicted model, not a curated record.